CCUGAUUCACAAGUAAAUGAAGAAGCUGAGGAUUCUGGAGUGGUUUGGAUGGCACAAGAAAGAGUAAUGGAAAGAAGCCAGAUUGGAUGUCUGAGAAAGUGCAUGCAGAUAUGAUGAAGCACGUGGAUGAUGAUGAAUUCAAGAAAAGAUCUGAGCAGGCUAAGAAAAAUAGAAGAGGGGGUUCAUUAACCAACAAUGUUGAACCAUCACAUUUCCAAGGUUCCAUUUCCACAACUGAGGCUGCAAAGAAAAUGGCAAAGGAAAGUGGAGGUGUGAUGCCUACAGCUGGUGACUUAUAUUUGAAGACACACACGAAGGAAGUACCGGGUAAAGGGAAAGUCCCUUGUAGUAGCAAAGCAAAGCAAAUCAAGGAAAACUAUGAAAAAAAUGUUGCUGAAUGUGUUGAAAAAGGCAUUGCUAAAGAUCCCAACCAAAUCUACUUUGAGACAGUAGGUGGGAGAAAGAAGGGAAAGGUCCCCGGGCUGGGUAGUGGAGCCUCUCUAUACUUUGCACCAUCUAGAAGGGAUGGUAGUUCUUCUAGCUCAUACACCCCAUCUAUUUAUUCUCAAAUGUCAUCUCGAUUGGAAGAGACUCAACAACAGUUGACCCAAAAAUCCAUUGAGCUUGAAACAACAAAAAAUCAGAUGUUAAAGGCUAUGGAGGACGAUCUACUUUUGAGGCAAAGGGAGAGAGAAGAAAGAGAAGCAGAGCGACUAGAGCACCAAAGGGAGAUGGAAAGGGAGAGACAAGAGAGAGAAAGGGAGAGACAAGAAAGAGAAGAACAUGCCGCCCAGAUGAAAAAGGCAAUGGAGUCUUACGAGCGGAUGUUCAGUCAGUGUACUGGUUUUCCUUUCUCGCAGUCGCAGGACCCUCGAGAUCCAACCGGAGGCGGGACACCUUUGUGUUAGGUAGUUAGUAUUCUUGUAUUAGUUUGAACUAGUUACAACUUUUCGUAUUAACAUGUUUGAACAACAUUAUGUGUAUUAUGAAUCUUUGUUGUAUGACUUUGAACAUGUUUAAUAUUAUAACAUCGAGCAGGUUUCAUACGA
Spinacia oleracea (spinach) is the source of this 1049-nucleotide messenger RNA. RefSeq lists its product as uncharacterized. NCBI's taxonomy places the organism in Eukaryota, Viridiplantae, Streptophyta, Magnoliopsida, Caryophyllales, Amaranthaceae. Bases 87 to 908 code for a protein of 273 amino acids. The record is from RefSeq and is a predicted model, not a curated record. The transcript has 3 exons.